AUGGCGACUGCGGAUUUGCGAUUGACGUAUGGUGCCAUGUUCAUAGGCUCCGUUAUAUCUGUUUUUUUGUCCGGCAUUGGGACUCUUCAAGCUUAUAUGUAUUUCCGACACUACGGAAGGAAGGAUUCGCGAGUCAUUCGCUUGAUGGUGCUUGCAGUCUGGAUUUUGGAUUUUAUCCACACAGUUUUUAUCUGCCAUGCAGUCUGGAACUAUCUAGUUUUGAAUUGGGGUAACCUGCAAGAAUUAGAUCGUUUAAUUUGGAGUAUUGGGGCUAGUAUCGGAGUCACCGGCCUUGUUACUUUUAUUGUGCAAAUGUUUUUUACUUUCCGGGUCUGGAGGUUCAGCAAGCGUAACAAAUAUUUAGGCAUUUGCGUCACUUGCAUGGCUGCUGUUCGGUUGGGAUCCGCACUAGCGACUUCAGUCGAGAUGAUUCGUCUUGGCCAUUACUCGACAUUCAUCCGCGAAUUUCGGUGGCUAUUUACCGCUGGAUUGGCACUGUCGUGUUUCAUUGAGAUUCUGCUCACGUCGUCGUUGUGCUACUAUUUGCAAAUUAAUCGGACCGGCUAUUCGACCAUGGACGAAAUUAUCCACCGAUUGCUCAUGUACACCGUUAGUAACGGGUUAAUAACUACCUUCGCGUCAUUGCUCGCAAUGCUUUUUGCCGCUACCAUGCCGCAUAACUUUUUGUUCAUCUCGCUUCAUUUUGUCAUCGCUAAGACCUACAUCAACUCUGUACUUGCAACUCUCAACUCGAGAGAUGCACUCAAGAAGAGAGAUGAUUCAAAUCUUAUCGCGGUCCAGAUAUCUGUUGAAGGGCAUUCACAGCCGCAUUUCAGGCGUUAUAAUCCAAACAAUCGUUCUCCGCCUGUAUCUGACAAUCGCGGGAUCGCACUCGCUACUGCCGAUCAUUUCGCAGAAGACGAGAGGCAGGCUGGCGAUCUCAAAGUGCACGUACAUGUUGAACAAGCGUUUCACAGCGACGAAGAAAUGGAAGGUGAGCGGAGGCUAGACAGUUGUUAUAAGAUGCCACCACUAUCGCUUGGCGAUGAUGUACAAAGGAUGAAGGAUUUGCGUCGGUUGGAGUAA
This is a messenger RNA of Fomitiporia mediterranea MF3/22, 1086 nucleotides long. RefSeq lists its product as uncharacterized. Lineage: Eukaryota; Fungi; Basidiomycota; Agaricomycetes; Hymenochaetales; Hymenochaetaceae. The transcript is spliced from 17 exons. The record is from RefSeq and is a predicted model, not a curated record. Bases 1 to 1086 code for a protein of 361 amino acids.